ACAAAGUUAAGCACUCAACACAGUGUCAACGGCAAGGACUUAAAAUGGUGGAUGGCGUUGCAAUCCGACUUAAAAUGGCGGACUGCAUUCUCCUUCCUUGGUUUGUAAGUACAAGUUGUCCGUAAGUCAGACGUUCGUAACUCGGGGACUACCUGUAUAUAAUUUCCCUCCCUCCCCCACCACAGAAGAUUACAAUGUGUAAUCGAUUGCAUCCACUGUAUAGGGGUCUGACCUAUACUGCGUCAUCAGAGCCCUGAUGGCCAACCUUGCCCACUUCUGUCUCUUGACGGGGACAUAGGGUUGGACUCUGAAAUGUGUGUCUGUGUAUCUCUAUGAGACUCUCUGGUUCUAUCAGCUGCGUAAGUCAAGGGAAGAUAAUCUCUGGCCACGUCAGGUGUGAGCCCACUCUGAGACCCCAGUUUGUGUGGAUGCUGUGUGAUUUGUCACCUUGCUACAAAUCAGUACCGCGAAAUUACAGACGGUACAUCACAUGAAAAGCCUUAAUCCCACGAAAGGGUUAGUAUAGAAAAAGCAAAAAAAAAGGGCCCAUUUUAAUGAAACAAUCAUUAAAUAGUGAAGUAGUGUUCAUGGGUUCAAUGUUCAAUGCCCAUUCAGUUAUCCGAUUGCAGAGGGUAAGAAGCUGUUCCUGAAUCGCUGAAUGAAAUUCUGAUAGAAGUUUAUCAAAUUAUGAGGGGUGUAAACAGAGUAGACAGUCAGAAUCUCUUUUUCUUCAUGAGUGGGAGUGUCAAACAGAAGGGAAUUGGGUUAAGUUCAGAGAUGGGUGGAGCAAGCUGUUUCCCACCCAGUGGGUGCCCCGAAAGGGCUGCCAGGGAUGGUGGUGAGGGCAGACAAUGGGAGUGUUUUAAGAGGCUUUUAGAUGUACACGUGAAUAUGGGAAACAGAAUUAAUUUAUUACUGUCACAUGUACUAAGACAUAAUGAAAAGCUUUUCUUGCAUACCAUUCAUACAAAUCAGGUCGUUACACAGUGCAUUGAGGUAGUACAACGUAAAACAAUAUAGAAUGCAGAAUAAAGGGUAACUGCUACAGACUCCAAGGGCCACGAUUAGGUGGAAUGUGAGGUUAAGGUCUACCUUAUCGUACUAGCGGUCUGGUCAAUAGUCUUAAAAGAGUGAGGUAGAAGCUGUCCUUGAGCCUGCCGGUAUGUGCUUUCAGGCUUUUGUAUAGUCUGCCUGAUGGGAGGGGAGAAGGCUGGAUGGGGCCUUCAAUUAUGCCUGCUGCUUUACCAAGGCAACGUCCGUGGAGGGGAGGCAGGUGUCCACAACUGUCUGCGGCUGUCGUGUGUAUUUAACAUGAAAAAAUGUCUUGAUGGCUCUGGAAUUCAGGGGUGAAAAUAAUGAUCUUGAUACAUACCCACAUUACAAAAACAUUGGAUAAAUCCCUGGAAACUGAUCAUAUUUGUACCUAGGUCACUGCGGGAAGCCAAGGAGGUCACAACAGAUAUCUGUAUCAUCAUUAGCCAAGGGUGAGAAAGAGAGAGAGGAGGGCCAAUCUUGUGCCUUUAUCAAGUACGGCAGUAAGGACAUUCUAGGACAGUAAGGCUGGUGAGUAACACCCGUAGUAGGAAAGUUACCAGAGAGGAUUCCGAGGGGGAGGAUUUACUGAAAGACAAUGAUAAAGGACCUUGUGCAUGGGAAGUUGUGCCCCACAAGUUUACUUGUGUCUUUAGAAGAGAUGACAGAGGACCGACAGGGCAGGGUCCAUACAGACUUUGACAAGAUCCCGCUUGAUACGCUGGUCUGGAGGUGAGAGCCCAGAAGAUCCUGGGGCAGCCGACACAAAAUAGUCUCAGUGGGAGGGGAGAGAGUGGAGGGUUGGAGUCCUGUCGUUGGUCAUCUCCAUGAAUUCAGAAUCGGGUUUGUUAUUCACUGACACGCCUGGUGAAAUCUGCGGCUUUGUGGCGGCACUGCAGUCAGUACAAUUAUAAACAACAGAAAAUAAAUAAAUACAUAUUGCACAGGGUUUCAUGAUCCAUUCCGAAAUCUGACUGCAGAGAGGAUGGAGGUGAGUGUCUUCAGGCUCCCGUACCUCCUCCCUGAUGCAAUAACGAGUAGAGGGCAUGUCCAGGUAGUAAAGGUCCUUCGUGAUUGAUGGCAUCUUCUUCACGCACUAACUCAGUGGUGGGGAGAGUUGUGCCCAUGAUGGAGCUGACAGCCUUUUGCGAUCCUGGACAUUGGAGCCUCCAUACCAGACAGUGCUGUGACAUUGCACAUCUGCAGGGGACAUACCAAUUCUAAAACUCCUAGAGCUGUUGGCAAGCCUUCUUUAUGACUGUGUUGGGCCCAAGAUAGAACCUCUAAGAUGCUAUUGCCCAAUAAUUUAAUGCUGUACACCAUUUCCACCGCUGACUUUCGAUACGGACUUGAGCGUGUUCUCACAACUUCCUGAAGUCCACAAUCAAUCCCUUGGUCUUACUGACAAUGAGUGCAAAGUUGUUGUUGCAACAAAAUUAAAUCAGCCAAUCAACCUCACUCCUGUACACCUCCUCGUUGCCAUCCGAGAUUCUGCCAAUAUCACGCCAAAAUCGAUGGUGCAGUGGACAGUGAAGAGGCUUCUCUGAAUGUGCUGGGGAUGUGGCCAAGGAAUGGCAGAUGGAGUUUCACUCGGACCAGUGUGAGGACUGGGGAGGAUGGCAGAGGAGCGGCGGGGAGAGGAGGAGGAGGAGGAAGGGGAGAGGACAACAGCACUGGAGGAGGCGGCGAGGAGACGGUCCACGGCAGCACAGAACCUCGCCUUCCUGAAAGCACGUUCCAUGGACGUCACGUUUGAGGUGGGAGAGGAUUACCAGGUUCUCCAGACCAUUGGCACAGGCGCCUACGGAGUGGUGACCUCAGCACGUCACCGGCAAACAGGCCAGCUGGUCGCCAUCAAGAAGAUCCCCAAUGCCUUUGACGUGGUGACCAACGCCAAGCGCACCCUCCGCGAGCUGCAGAUCCUCAAGCACUUCAAGCAUGACAACGUCAUUGGCAUCCGGGACGUCCUGAAGCCACCGGGCAGCCUGGCUGAGUUCCGAAAUGUUUAUGUGGUGCUGGACCUGAUGGAGAGCGAUCUUCACCAGAUCAUCCACUCUCCGCAGCCCCUCACUCUCGAGCACUCGCGGUACUUCCUCUACCAGCUCCUUCGGGGCCUCAAGUAUAUCCACUCGGCCCGUGUCGUCCACCGCGACCUCAAGCCCGGGAACCUGCUGGUCAACGAGAACUGCGAGCUCAAGAUUGGCGACUUUGGCAUGGCGCGUGCCCUUCGCCGUGGGGGGAGUUCCACCUCCUCCUCCGCCGCCUCCUCUCAGCAGCCCUUCCUGACAGAGUACGUGGCUACCCGGUGGUACCGAGCGCCCGAGCUCAUGCUCUCGUUCCCUGGUUACGGGAGCGCAGUGGACUUAUGGUCCGCCGGCUGCAUCUUUGCCGAGAUGUUGGCCCGUCGGCAGUUGUUCCCCGGCAAGAACUACCUCCAUCAAUUGCAGCUGAUUCUGGCUGUGCUAGGCACCCCUUCCGAUGACCUGGUGGCCUCAGUGGGGGCUGAGAGAGUGCGGUCCUACCUGAGGGGCCUGCCCCACCGUAAGCCCGUUUCCCUGGCAUCCCUCUUCCCCGGGGCCCAACCCCAGGCCCUGGACCUCCUGGGCCGCCUGCUGAGGCUGGACCCCCGGGAGCGCCCCACGGCGGCACAGGCCCUGGCCCACCCCUUCCUGGCCCAGUACCACGACCCCCAGGAUGAGCCCGAGUGCUCUCCACCCCUGGAGCUGGACGAGCCAACUGAGGGAGCCGGCAGGGAAGAGCUGAGAGAGGCAGUGGGCCGUGAGAUUGCCGAGUUCCACCGACGCCGUCAACGCCGGGGGGCUGAGCUCAGGCCAGUGGUCCCUCUGCCAUCGCCUUCCUCUUCCUCUUCUGCUGCUACCCCUUCCUCCCGGGAUGUGGAGAUGGCCGGGGAGCCACGCCAACCCCUUCCUGUCCCCGCUUCCGUCUCGCACACCCUCCCCGUUCCCCAUCCUGUCACCCGCCCCGUCCCCAGGGAGGAGCCAACAGUCCUGGAGCAGCGUAGGCAGCGACAUUCAGAGGAGGAAGAGGAGAAGGAGGAGAGGGGUGCUGAGGUGGAGGAGGAGGAGGAGACACCAGCAUCCCGGGUGGAGGGCAGGAAAGACGGAGGCAUCUCAGCUGAUACGAAAGCAGCACUGAAGGCGGCCCUGUUGAAAUCAGCACAGAGGCAGAGGAACAGAGCAGAAGCGUCGGCCUGUGCCCAGGAGACGCCGGAAGUCCGGCGGCCGGUGACGGCCCAGGAGCGGCAGCGCGAGCGUGAGGAGAAGCGCCGGCGCCGGCAGGAGCGCGCCCGUGAGCGCGAGCGGAGGCAGAGGGAGCGCGAGCGGCGGCAGCUGAAGGAAGGCGACGUGCUGGGCGGCGUGGUCCUGAGCCAGGGCGACAAGAGCCUGCUGCAGCGCUGGAUGCGCAUGACGGAGGCCGGGCUGGGGCCGGCAGGGGUAGGGGCCACCCUCAACGGCGGCGGGCUGGUCCGGAGACCGGGCUUCGGACACGAGCAGGGACCAGGACGGCCGCCGGCCGCCGGGACGGGAUCAGGGCUGGGUCCGCCUGCCCCCCGGGGACAGGGUCCGGCCCCCUUAGGCCCUGCACUAGGAACGGGACCGACCCCGAGACUGGGACCAGCCCCAGCCACGACGGGACCAGGAACGGAACCGGUACUGCCGCCUCCCGUGGCUCUGCCUCCUUUCUCGGGCUUUGGCGGCCCAGCCGAGCUGCCCUGUUGCUUCCCUGGGAACCCGUUCCAGCCCAACCGGGCUCUUGCAUCCCGGCCACCCCCGCCUGCCCCUGCCCAGGCCCCCACGACCUCCAACCCUGCCCUCGCCCACAUACCCACCCCUGGGCGCCCGUUUGGGACGGGAGUGGGACAGGAGUGGGGCGGCACUGCACCUCUCUACCGGCCAGCGGCGUGGGACGGUCCCCACCCUCCUGACGAGGAGCGGGCAGUCCCCGAGGCAUCGAGAGGACAGGCAACCGAGCCACAACUAGGGAGCGAGACUUCAGUGGCAGCUACCACGGAGCAGGAGGAUGUCAGCAUGGUGACCCAGCAGCUGUCCAAGUCACAGGUGAAGGAUCUGCUUCCGCCCGUUUUCUCAGUCACACCAAAGGGCAGUGGGGCAGGCUACGGAGUGGGCUUCGAUCUGGAGGAGUUCCUCAAUCAGUCUUUCGACAUGGUGGGCGAGUCCCAGGAAAGCCAGGCAGACUCCGCCCCCCUCUCUGCUUCGCUGCUCGCUGAUUGGCUGGAGGUCCACCGGAUGCAUCCGGCUGAGAUGGAGUCGCUGCAGCAAGAAUUACAGCUGGGAUCCCCCAUGAGCCUCUCCGACUUGGCCGACAUCUAGCCCCUACCACGAGGGUGAAUGAUCAUGACCUGGUUGGAAACCUGCGAGCGAGGGAGGGUGUGGCACCUCUGCUGAGAACACAGCUGGAUCCCCAGACUGACAGAAUGGGACAGCAGCCGAUUACCAGAGGCCUUCCCACCACACACCUCCUUCAGCAGGAAGCAAGGGGAUGAAACCUGACCAAAAGGAGUCAUCUACUCUGCACACCGAUCUCACACUGGAAUCCUCGUCCGCAGGUUUUGAGGGAGAGGCAGACACUCCACCAAGUUCUGGAGGGGUGGGGUGGAAGCCACUGAGGGAGGGUCUGGUAAACCUGCUGUGAGAAAUAGUCCUUCCCACCCCACCCAGUGUUCUGCCCUGGGAAGGUGCAAGAACCCCACUCCAACCCUCGUGUGGAGUGAAUUAGCUGAACAGCACUGAAAUAGACCCUUCAGUCCAUCAAGUCUGUGCCUACACCACCCCACUUGCCUUCCCCUGCACCUCUCCGAGUGUCUUCUGAACGUCGUAGUUGUACCCACCUCAACCACUUCCUCGAGCAGGUGGUCCCAUUUACAAACUACCUCCAAAGUCCAGAUAAAAAGGCUGCACCUCAUGUCUCCUUUGAACCGGUGCCUUUUAGUUCUUCAUUCCCCAACACUAGUAAAAAACUGGACACAUUCACCCUAUCUGUAUCCCUUGUGGGUUUAUACACCUUGGUCUCCUAUGCCUCACAGAAGACAGUCCCAACCUGUCCCGAAUCUCUUUACAACUCAGGGUGCCUCGGGACGUUCCAGAGUAUGGAGUUUAAAUCUGGCGCCAUCUAUAAGGAGUUUGUGUGUUGUCCCCCAUGAGUUUGUGAGAGUUUGCUCUAGUUUUCUCUUACAGUCCCAAGGCGUAAAGGUUAAUCGGUCAUUGUAAAUUGUUGGCUGAUUAGGCUAGUGUUAUGUAGGUGGGUUGCUAGGUGGUGUGGCUCGUUGGGCCUGUACCGCGCUGUAUCUCUAAAUGAAAUAAAUAAAACUUAAUUAGUUUAA
Messenger RNA from Hypanus sabinus (Atlantic stingray), 6394 nucleotides. RefSeq names its product mitogen-activated protein kinase 7-like. The record is from RefSeq and is a predicted model, not a curated record. The coding region runs from base 2649 to 5384 and encodes 911 amino acids. The transcript has 7 exons. NCBI's taxonomy places the organism in Eukaryota, Metazoa, Chordata, Chondrichthyes, Myliobatiformes, Dasyatidae. Gene Ontology annotation, biological process: cell surface receptor signaling pathway; protein phosphorylation; intracellular signal transduction. Gene Ontology annotation, molecular function: MAP kinase activity; ATP binding. Gene Ontology annotation, cellular component: nucleus; cytoplasm.